AUGUCGCCGUCUUCCAACGGCGACUCGCCGCACUCGGUCACAGCUACCAUGACUACGGCCACCAGCGCCACCGUCGUGCGGCAGUAUCCGAUGCCCAGCCGCGACUUCACCGUUGAUAUCCCUCCACCACAGCUUCCCACCGCACCCAAUGGCGCCAACUCACUCAAAUCCCCAAAUUCGUUGAAGGCAGCAGCGGCGGCGGCGGCGGCGGCGGGCCGGGCCCCGAAUUUCAGCCGGGAAGGUAUUCUCGGAUCGGCGCAAAAGGCCCGGAACUUAUCACAGUCGUCGGAUAACCGACCGGAGGCCGUCUUGAAUGGCAUCCCCAAAUCUGUGAGCGAGGAGAGCAUUAAUCCAUUGAAGAGGAGAAACACAGACGCCGCGGUGGACUACCCAAGGCGAAGGGCAACUAUUGCUUGUGAGGUAUGCCGCUCGAGAAAAUCCCGAUGCGACGGCACAAAACCGAAGUGCAAGCUCUGCACAGAGCUCGGAGCGGAAUGCAUUUACCGGGAACCCGGCAUCAAGCUUGAUGCCGGGGACAAGCUCAUCCUCGAACGCCUGAACCGAAUCGAGAACUUGCUCCAGAUGAACAUGGUCGGACAGGGCAAUGGUAUCAACCUGUCCCACGGUGACUCGCCAAAUAUGAGCAACGGCACAGCCCUCAGCGGCGACAACCUCAUGGUGCGCGACGCGAACAAUAAUUUUGUCUCCAUCAUCCCCAGUGGCGGGCUGGGCACCUGGUCCGCAACGGCCACUAACAUUUCAACGAUGCCAAAGGUUCAUACGAAUGCGGCGCUGCAUCUGCUCCAAUGGCCCCUCAUUCGAGACCUGGUUUCCCGCCCUUACGACCCUCAAAUCCUCCUCCAGCUCGAGAUGGCCCGCGAACCGCUACACUCGCUCGCCAAGACGCCCUGCGUGGACCUGUCCAACACGAACGCCUACAUCGAAGCCUACUUUGACCGAGUCAAUAUCUGGUACGCCUGCGUCAACCCGUACACGUGGCGAAGUCACUACAGGAUCGCCCUCUCCAACGGCUUUCGAGAAGGUCCUGAAAGCUGCAUUGUGCUCCUAGUCCUGUCUCUUGGUCAAGCGAGUUUGCGGGGGAGCAUAUCGAGGAUCGUCCCCCACGAAGACCCGCCAGGUCUGCAGUACUUCACGGCCGCCUGGUCCUUGCUUCCUGGGAUGAUGACCUCCAACAGCGUGCUAGCCGCCCAAUGCCACCUUCUCGCCGCCGCCUAUCUUUUCUACUUGGUCCGACCCCUGGAAGCCUGGAAUUUACUUUGUACCACGAGUACAAAGUUGCAACUGCUGCUCAUGACGCCAAACCGUGUCCCCGCGGAUCAAAGAGAGCUAAUCGAGAGGAUCUACUGGAACUCGCUUCUUUUUGAAAGCGAUCUGCUGGCCGAAUUGGACUUACCUCACUCUGGUGUGGUCGCUUUCGAAGAGAACGUCGGUCUACCCUGUGGGUUCGAGGGCGACGAGCAAGAGGCGGUCGGACGCGACGAGCUGUGGUAUUUCCUGGCCGAGGUGGCGCUGCGGAGGCUCCUAAAUCGUGUUAGCCAACUCAUCUACUCCAAGGAUUCCAUGGCCUCGACCACCAGUCUCGAACCAGUCGUCGCAGAACUGGACUUCCAGUUAACGCAGUGGUACGAAAGCCUCCCAGUGCCCCUCCAGUUUCCUUUUACGCGGACCAUGCUCCCGGAUCCUGUACAAACGGUGUUGCGUCUGCGGUUCUUCGCUUGUCGAACCAUCAUUUAUCGACCCUACAUUCUCGCGGUGCUGGACAACGAGCAGGCGAUCUUGGACCCCGCGGUACGGGACAGCUGUACCAAGUGUCUUGAAGCCUCCGUCCGGCAAUUAGAGCACAUAACUGCGCAUCACGCCGGACACAUGCCAUAUCUCUGGCAGGGCGCUCUCUCCAUUGUGUCGCAAACGCUGCUUGUGAUGGGCGCGACGAUGUCGCCAUCAUUGUCUGCGAUUCUCUGGAGUCUCGUUCCUCACCGCGAAGCCAUUGACCAAAUCAUCAAUGAUGUUGUCAUGGAGAUUGAGCGUUAUGCCGUUCUCUCGCCGAGUCUCAGUCUGUCCGCUGAGAUAAUCAAGGAAGCUGAAGUCCGCCGCCGGACCUUCCUGAGCGGUUGA
Messenger RNA from Dichotomopilus funicola, 2136 nucleotides. RefSeq lists its product as uncharacterized. Gene Ontology annotation, biological process: regulation of DNA-templated transcription. The record is from RefSeq and is a predicted model, not a curated record. The transcript is spliced from 3 exons. The coding region runs from base 1 to 2136 and encodes 711 amino acids. Gene Ontology annotation, molecular function: DNA-binding transcription factor activity, RNA polymerase II-specific; zinc ion binding. Lineage: Eukaryota; Fungi; Ascomycota; Sordariomycetes; Sordariales; Chaetomiaceae.